Dovyalis caffra is the source of this 1395-nucleotide messenger RNA. The record is from the annotation of a GenBank genome assembly. Lineage: Eukaryota; Viridiplantae; Streptophyta; Magnoliopsida; Malpighiales; Salicaceae.
AUGUCCUCAAAAUUUUCCUUCAUUUUUCACUUCUUUCUCUCGUCCAUGUUGCUGGGUUGCCUUGCAACAACGCAACUUGAUGGCUUAACCAUGGAGCUCAUCCACAAAGACUCCCCACGAUACCCUCUUUACCAAGCUAAUCUUCCUCUUGGAGAGAAAAUCCAGCAACCAGCUGCAUGCCCAUUUGCUGGUUUGCACCACCGAACCAGCACGAUGUCAACAAAUAUAGCUGCCAAGCACAAGACGCUAAGUCCUAGGGCUUCCUAUGGUGACCCGUUUUUGUUCUUGGCACAAGUUGGUAUUGGCUCAUUCCAAGCAAAAUCUCAUAAUGAAAAUUCCAAAUCAUACUACUUUCAAAUAGACACUGGUAAUGAGCUCUCUUGGAUCCAAUGUGAGGGUUGUCAAAAUAAAGACAACAGUUGCUUCCCUCAUAAGGAUCCUCCAUACCCCAAUUCUCAGUCCAAAUCUUACAGGCCUGUAUCUUGCAGCCAACACUCCUUCUGCGAGCCAAACCAAUGCAAACAAGGGUUAUGUGGCUACAAUGUGAGCUAUGGUCCAGGUUCCUACACAAGUGGCAUUCUUGCAAAUGAAACUUUCACUUUAUAUUCUAGCCGUGGCAAACGCACAGCUCUCAAGGAUAUCACUUUUGGAUGCAGCACUGACAGUAAGAACAUGAAAUAUGCUUUCUUGCUUGACAAAAAUCCAGUAAGUGGAGUUUUGGGUAUGGGAUGGGGUCCUCGAUCUUUUCUAGCUCAAUUAGGCUCAACCAGUGAUGGAAAGUUCUCUUAUUGCAUUAUACCAAACAACACACACAAUACCUAUUUAAGGUUUGGUAAACAUAUAGUGAAAUCCAAAAAUUUACAAACUACGAAGAUAAUGCAAGUCAAGCCCUCAUCAGCUUACCAUGUGAAUUUGCUUGACAUAAGUGUUAAUGGGGUGAAGCUCAACAUCACCAAAACUGCUCUUGCUGUGAAAAAAAAUGGCAGUGGUGGAUGUGUCAUAGACGCUGGUACCUUGGCCACAUUGCUUGUUAAGCCUAUUUUUGAUACGCUACACACAGCGUUGGCAGACCAUAUGUCUAGCAAUCAAAACCUGAAGAGACGAAUCAUUCACAGUUUGCACAAGGAUCUUUGCUAUGAAGAAUUAUCGGAUGCUGGCCGCAAGAACCUUCCUGUUGUUAUAUUCCAUUUAGAGAAUGCUGACCUUGAAGUUAAGCCUGAAGCCAUCUUCUUGUUUCGUGAGUUUCAGGGCAAAAAUGUUUUUUGCUUGUCGAUGCUUUCUGAUGUUUCCAAGACCAUAAUCGGUGCUUAUCAGCAAAUGAAGCAAAAGUUUGUGUACGAUACUAAAGCUCAAGUGCUGAGUUUUGGUCCGGAUGAUUGUGAGAAAAACGGCUGA